Molecule: messenger RNA, 663 nt
Organism: Mesorhabditis spiculigera
Lineage: Eukaryota; Metazoa; Nematoda; Chromadorea; Rhabditida; Rhabditidae
Source: the annotation of a GenBank genome assembly
AUGCCCUCAGCGAUACCGCUCCAGCGUCCAUUUGCCUGUGCCGCCGAUCUGUUCCGGGCUGUUACUGGACGAUUUGGCAAGAAUGUCCACAAGAAGCUCUCCAAAGCUGGAGAGCGCAAGUCCCGUUCAACCGGAGACCUCGACAAUGCUGAUUACAUGUUGAUGGAGCCGACUACUAGCCGCGCCACACCACUCCCGCCACAUUUCGAUGAUUGCGACCGCGUGCCAAUGGAAUUCAGCGCCAAAGGCGUCCGGCUCCUGCCACAAAAUGCAGCCACCAGAAAAAUGCUUACCCAAGGUUCUCGCCGCAAUUCCGAUCUGAUCCCCAGCUGCCACCUUCAUGUGGUACAACCCUGGUAUUACGCGGAUACCCCAUCCAACCAAGCCACUGAGAUCUUGAGGAGCGAGGAUACCGAAGACGGUGACUUCAUCGUAUAUUCCUGGGACGGAAAGCUGACCAUCGCCCAAUACCGUCACGGCAGAAUAGUCCAUAUUCCGAUCGCCGUCUCAAACCGUCGUGGAGCUCCGAGCUUCCGCAUUAACCUUGACCAGGCCUUUAAGGGCGUCGUCGAGCUCGUCGAGCACUACAAACACCACAAGGGCUACGUUCUCACCCACUACCUAACGCGUGGUAUUCCCCGCAAAACGGCCAUCAACCGCUCG